AUGAUUAUUAGCCAGCCAGAAAGGUAUGAUAAGUUGGUUGUUUUUGACAUAUCCACGACACCAAAAACUACUAUACAAUCUCUUACACCUAUAAUAGAUCUAAUGUCUUCUGUGGAUUUGAAAGUUUUGGGACACAAAAACAGUGGGAAUAUAGUAAUGGUCCGAAACUCAUUAAUGAAAGAAUGGUAUAAAACAGUCCCAAAUCCUACAAUGCGCGCGUUUCUUCUAACAAAUCUUGGAGAAAAAGAUGGAGAGAUAUUUUGGAAGGUGAAUCUCAAGGCAAUUAAGAGCUGUUGGAAUCAGAUAACAGACUUUCCUGAGGAAUUGAGUGGUUGUGUUUUCGAUCAACCUGUGUUGUUUGUUGCAGCAAGCGAUGGAAAGUAUUUAGGACAAUCAGAUUUACCAGCUGUACGCGAGUAUUUCCCUCAAGCAAAAAUUGUUCAGGUUGCUAAUACUAGUCAUUGGGUUCACUUUGACGCUCCAAAUACAGUAAUCAACUUGAUUACAUCUUUCAUGUUAGAUAAAUCAUUUGAUCCUACCUCAUUUGCAGAUGUUAAAGAGAUUAAAUAA
Messenger RNA from Schistosoma spindalis, 570 nucleotides. The record is from the annotation of a GenBank genome assembly. Lineage: Eukaryota; Metazoa; Platyhelminthes; Trematoda; Strigeidida; Schistosomatidae.